AUGUACAAGCUCACACUCGCUGCUCUCUCCGCUCUCGCGCUCGCCGGUGCUAUCACAGUAGAAUCUCCGGAUAAAGAUACCAUCUGGCAAUCUGGGACUUCGUCUCAAAGUAUCUCUUGGAAUGCCGUUUCCACCGAUCCAACAAGUUUCGUUGUACAACUUGUCAACCAGGCUGGAUUCCUUACCGACUCUCCUGUAACACUCAUCGCCAACCAAUCGACCGGAUCAUCCGAUAUCGUCAACACUGCUACUGUCAGCUACCCUAAUGGAAACUGGCCUGAAGGAACAGCUUUCCAAAUCAAUUUCAUGUCAUCAGACAAGAGUAAUGCUGCUAUCCUCGCUCAAUCAAAUCAAUUCAAUAUCACUUCAGGUGGUUCUUCCUCUUCUUCUUCUUCUUCCGCAUCGUCUUCAUCUUCAGUCUCAAGUUCAGCUACAAGUUCAGCGACUGGUACUUCUCCAACUACCAUGAGUCAAGCUUCCACUACUGCAGCAGCUUCCUCAGCCGCAGCUUCAGAUUCCACCGGAAACAUUCCCAACUCUUCAAACUCAACAACUUCCUCGUCCACUUCAGGUGCAUCAUCAGUUGGUCCCAAAGGAAUGUUGGCCACCUUUGUCGGUGUAGUUGGUCUAGCUGCAGUUUUCGCUUAA
Messenger RNA from Kwoniella shivajii, 648 nucleotides. RefSeq lists its product as uncharacterized. The record is from RefSeq and is a predicted model, not a curated record. The transcript is spliced from 3 exons. The coding region runs from base 1 to 648 and encodes 215 amino acids. NCBI's taxonomy places the organism in Eukaryota, Fungi, Basidiomycota, Tremellomycetes, Tremellales, Cryptococcaceae.